Messenger RNA from Panicum hallii, 2002 nucleotides. Its product is annotated as CDT1-like protein a, chloroplastic. The record is from RefSeq and is a predicted model, not a curated record. Gene Ontology annotation, molecular function: DNA polymerase binding; DNA binding. Gene Ontology annotation, biological process: mitotic cell cycle; DNA replication checkpoint signaling; DNA replication preinitiation complex assembly. The transcript is spliced from 7 exons. Bases 1 to 1707 code for a protein of 568 amino acids. NCBI's taxonomy places the organism in Eukaryota, Viridiplantae, Streptophyta, Magnoliopsida, Poales, Poaceae. Gene Ontology annotation, cellular component: nucleus.
AUGGACGCCGGCACUCCGUCCAAGAAGGCCAAGACAUCGGCGGCUGCCGGCGCCACGCCGCAGAAGCCGUGGAAGGCCGCUCCGGCCGACCAGAUCCUGACGCCGGAGAAGCUGGCGCCGAGGGUCACGGUGGCGGCGGCGGCCGAGCAGAUCUGGACGCCGGAGAAGCCCGAGGAGAUGCCGAGGGCACGCAGCCGCAGCGUGGCGUUCUCCGUGAAGGAGGUGCGCCGGGCUGCGCUCGGGCUGCGGAGGCCGGAGAAGGGAACGCCGGCAGCGGCCGAGGAGGCGGACGAGCUCGAGUCCCUCGAGCGGGAGCUCGGUGUUGGCGCCGGGGCCAGCCAGAGCCCCGUCAAGCGCAAGGCCGAAGUCAAGCUGCCGGGAAGUUAUGAGAUGCUUUGUGAGUUCUUCAACUGCCUGGAGAGCUCCACUCGGCUGCUCCGUAUGAAGGGAUCCAAGGCGUCUUUCCCCAAUAUCUGCGCUAGCAUCCAGCAUCUGUCUGAACGGAGAUUUACCUACAGCCAUCUUGCGCAGCUCAAGUACGUAAUGCCCGAGGCAAUUGUCAUCAAUAAGAUCCUUUUGCGCGAUGACACAACAUGUUGUAUGAAGCCAGAUCUUCAGGUGAACCUCGUGGUUGGUGCGGUUGAGAGCGUCAAGAAGCAAAAGGGGGAAACUGCGUACUCAGCAUUGAGAAGGAUCUUCAGGCAGAGGCUAGUGGAUUUCUUCAGGGACCAUCCUGAGGGAGAUGACAUUCCAGAGCAUGAAUUGCCACAUCCAUUUAAUCGAACAAGAUUGAGCAUGCCCCAGGCUGCCCCAAGAGUUGUUCCUGAACCGGCAUCCCCAAUCGAGGCUUCUGAUGUCAAUGGACAACAGGCUACUAUGAUGUCACACAUGUCACAGUCAUUCAAGAGAAGGUUUUCGCAGAGGUCUCCAAUCAGUUCUGCAACAGCUAGCGCCACCAGUCAAUUGGUGAAGGUUGAGUCUACUGUUCUAUCACCAUUGAGCAGGAAUUCCCUAUCCAGUAGCUAUGUUUCUGCUUCUAAAGAAGCUCAGCCAGAGGAGGAUGGCAAGGUUGUUGUAUCCAUUUCUGGAGUUUCAGAGGGCACACCUGCUAAAUAUGCCUCUACACCAGUGAGAUUAAUGGCGUCCACACCAGACCUUAAGACACCAAAGAGACCAAUCUCUGAUGCAGGUUACGGCACACCACCUCUAAAAAUGUCAAAGAGAUCAGCUCGUGCUAAGUUGUUUACCACUCCAACAAAGGUUGAUAGUAUGGAUGGAGAGGACCAAAACACUAUUUCUGCUGUUGAUAGUGAUGAUGAAUUACUCAGUUUUCUUCCGCAAUCCCUCCUUCAGUCGGUAAAGCAGAAGGAACUGAGGGCUAUGGAGGAGAAGGAAACUGGUUUUUCUGAUAAGGUUAAAAGGCAGAAGUUGAUUGCUUCCCUGCCAAGUGUCUUUGAUGUUGUAUUCCUUAUCUACCAGUCAAGACAGCGGUCUGUAAUGACAAAGCAGGAGCUGAUUCAUAAGAUAGUUGCAAGCAGUCCAAAGAUUGUGGACAGAAGUGAAAUCGAAGAACAGCUGACAUUGUUGAAAGAGCUUGUUCCAGAGUGGAUCUCUGAGAAGACUGCACGGAGUGGAGAUGUUCUAUGCUGCGUCGAUGCAACUUUGAGCCAAGCGGAUAUUCGCCAAAGACUGUAUGCUGCUGAGUAGGAAGGAUAUACUAAAUGCGAAUCACCUUGUUUGGUAACAUGUACAUAUGUCACCAGCCAAUCAGAGAAUUCACUCAGCCAUGUGUUACCUGAGAUGCUGUGCAUGCGCCAUUGGUGUCUGUGAUCUGAUAGAUACUUGACUAUAUGUAAUGGAUGACAUGUAUAGCAAAACCAGUCUAACAACUGAUUGUGACCAUUCCUUUUUUUCAUGUGUAAAUUCCAUUGUCUGGAAUAUCUCUCAAGUCAAAAUGUAACACUCUAUGAAUACUGCUUUACAAGGUUUGGGUACAUGUAAA